UGUAGCUUUCCAACUUUUGACUAUAAUAGGCUCCAGCUCCGGCCAUAAUCGAGCAUGUGCUGCUAACUGCUCCAUUCAAUCUUGCUCGUCGGAUAGUUUAUUAUGUCAGAUAUCUUGAACUUGGCUGCCAAGCUGCCGCGCUUGUCUCACAUGAGAUUCUUUACUCCACUUGACCCAGGCACGCUGAAAUUGACUGGUUGAGAGGCACGUUCAGUUCAGCUUGGCUGCCAAGCGAGUGCCUCUGUUUCCUCUUGGUUUCCAGUGGCGGGCCUCUACAAUAAUGAUGAGAGCCAGCCAGAGCGUGAGAUUUCUAGCAUGUUGCCAGCCAUGGAGGAGCCCCUUGUUGGGGGCAAGAGCAACACUGAGGAGAGAGGAGGGCCAAAGGAGAGCUUGGUGGUGACUGAGGUUAAGAAGCAGCUGUACCUCGCCGGGCCUCUCAUCGCCGGAUGCCUGCUGCAGAACGUCGUGCAGAUGAUAUCGGUCAUGUUCGUCGGCCAUCUCGGCGAGCUUGCUCUCUCGAGUGCCUCUAUCGCCACCUCCUUUGCGAAUGUCACCGGCUUCAGCUUGAUGUCUGGCAUGGCGAGCAGCUUGGACACACUGUGUGGGCAAGCCUUCGGGGCAAAACGGUACCAUCUGCUCGGCAUCUACAAGCAGAGGGCGAUCCUUGUGCUCACUCUGGUGGGCGUUGUGGUUGCGGUGCUCUGGGCGUACACCGGGCAGAUCCUCCUGCUCUUCGGCCAGGACCCUGAGAUUGCCAUGGGGGCAGGGAGCUACAUCCGGUGGAUGAUUCCGGCACUGUUCGCUUACGGACUGCUGCAGUGCCACGUCCGAUUCCUCCAGACACAAAGCAUCGUGCUCCCGGUGAUGGCGAGCGCAGGUCUCACGGCGCUGAGCCACGUGCUUGUGUGCUGGUUGCUGGUGUACAAGCUUGGACUGGGCAACAAGGGCGCUGCGCUGGCCAAUGCUGUCUCGUACCUGGCCAAUGUGUCAAUCUUGGCUCUCUACAUCAGGGUCUCUCCAUCCUGCAAGAGCACCUGGACAGGGCUCUCAAAGGAGGCGUUUCACGACAUCGUCAGCUUCAUGAAGCUUGCCCUGCCAUCUGCGCUCAUGGUUUGCUUAGAGUGGUGGUCGUUUGAGCUGCUGGUACUUCUCUCCGGACUUCUCGCAAAUCCUAAGCUCGAGGCAUCGGUGUUGUCCAUUUGCUUAAACACGGCUUCAUUAACAUUCAUGAUCCCCUUCGGCCUUGGGGCAGCCAUAAGCACCCGUGUUUCAAACGAGCUUGGUGCUGGGCGACCUGAAGCUGCCCGUCUGGCUACUCGUGUGACCAUGGUUCUGGGUCUCGUGACAGGUGUGUCGUUAGGACUUAUUAUGAUCUCGGUGCGCAAUCUAUGGGGGUAUGCGUACAGCAACGAGAAGGAGGUGGUGGAGUACAUUGCGAGAAUGAUGCCGCUUCUUUCCGUGUCGAUCAUUUUCGACGAUAUGCAAUGUGUUCUUUCAGGUGUUGUUAGGGGCUGUGGCCUGCAAAGGAUUGGAGCUUGUGUCAAUCUCAGCGCAUACUACCUUGUCGGCAUCCCAGCGGCGCUAUGCUUUGCCUUUGUCUUCCAUCUUGGCGGAAUGGGGCUGUGGUUCGGUAUAAUCUGUGGAUUAAUCGUGCAGAUGCUGCUGCUGCUGGCCAUCACCAUGCGCACGAACUGGGACAAAGAGGCUCUCAAGGCAAAGGAUAGGGUUUUCAGUUCGUCCCUACCUCUGGACGUGUCGACAUGAAGAUGGAACAAGAUGCACAGUUGCUCUUGGCCAGGACCAGGGCGCUGACUGGGCAAAGGAGACGAGGAACUCGUCAAGAAUUAAUUGGUCAUCGCUUAGUCUCCAUGUCAACAGCAUGGCGCUUCCUCGAAGGAAACGUCACCCGAUGAAUGAUCUGUUUUGGUGACUUUUGGUCGAAGACGUGAGAUAGAAUUAUAGAAAUAGAAUGGAUGUUUUCACAGGCAAAGGCAUGGCACUCAGUCGAUACGGUAUGGAUGCAACAUUUUCUUUUUGAGAAUUUAGUAGAGUAGAUUAUUAUUUUCUUGAUUAUACAAAAUAUUAGGUUGUUUUGUCUCGGUGGACGCUGAUGUGGAAAAACUGAAUUACUACACUGCCCAACGAGAAGGAAGUGGUGGAAUAUACCGGCGAACGGGCGAAAGUCAAUUUCAUCGUCUAGAUUUGCCAAGGAUCAGUUGAUCAAGUACAGGAUGAAUUUGUAACACGUUUUGGGGAAAUCAAAUUAAAUGAAUGCUAUGCUUCUGUAA
Triticum aestivum (bread wheat) is the source of this 2288-nucleotide messenger RNA. RefSeq names its product protein DETOXIFICATION 16-like. Lineage: Eukaryota; Viridiplantae; Streptophyta; Magnoliopsida; Poales; Poaceae. Bases 316 to 1764 code for a protein of 482 amino acids. Gene Ontology annotation, molecular function: xenobiotic transmembrane transporter activity; antiporter activity. Gene Ontology annotation, biological process: xenobiotic detoxification by transmembrane export across the plasma membrane. The transcript is spliced from 9 exons. Gene Ontology annotation, cellular component: membrane. The record is from RefSeq and is a predicted model, not a curated record.